Rhizophagus irregularis DAOM 181602=DAOM 197198 is the source of this 439-nucleotide messenger RNA. NCBI's taxonomy places the organism in Eukaryota, Fungi, Glomeromycota, Glomeromycetes, Glomerales, Glomeraceae. The record is from RefSeq and is a predicted model, not a curated record.
UCGAAAUUUGAAAUUUGUUCCGUGUAAGAUUUACAACACGUGUUUUUAUAUAAUAUGCUUUUUAUAAAUUUUAACGAAUUUUCAUUAGAUUUGGAUAUAAUAUUUUUCAUGACGAGAAAAAUGUCGAAAAAAAUUUAUUUGUUCCCCCAUUAUCUGACAAUUUCUCUUAUAAAAUGCUUGAAGAGUGGAUCAAAGAAAAUAGUCAUUUAAGAACCUUCCUUCCUAGCUACCCGAAUUCAAAUUUCUUGAAUUCUUUGAAGAUGCCUAUAAUUAAAUUUCAAGAAUUUGUUCAAUUUGAUUAUAUUCCGUUAAAAUCAAAUUCUUAUUCAUCUUACGAAAGAUUAAGUAUAUUGCUAGAGGUUAAUGAUUUUGCAUUUAAAUUUAAAGAAGCGACUUUGUGUAAAGAACGGUUAUUAGCCGAUCUACUAUUGAUGGAUUG